Messenger RNA from Cydia strobilella, 1076 nucleotides. RefSeq lists its product as uncharacterized. Lineage: Eukaryota; Metazoa; Arthropoda; Insecta; Lepidoptera; Tortricidae. The record is from RefSeq and is a predicted model, not a curated record. The transcript has 2 exons. The coding region runs from base 150 to 1076 and encodes 308 amino acids.
UAAAUCAUGCUAUUUAGUUCGCUCGUAAUUGUCCGUACAUGUAUUGGCGAGGGCGAGACGCACGAUAAGUACCUAUACAUGUUUCAAAUAUCAUUCUUAAGUCAGUGUACGUUCUAAUUAGCCUGUCAUUAUUAAAGCCUACUCAAUAAAUGCCAAAUAGUAUUCGUACGGCGAAGAGAAACGGCCUAAUUUAUAGUGUAUUGAUAAAAACUGCGGGUUUUUUUACUUUUUAUCGCCAUUGUAAAGUAAUUGGGUUUAGCUUACCAGUUAAAUCGGUGGCUUUGUGGUCAGUGCACGUGAAGAACAUGUUUUUUAAAUGGUUUUUGUUGAUGACAAUUUUGACAAAAGUAUCUUCAACGGUUGUUGCAGAACAAGAUUACUACAAACAUGACGAAUACGAAGAUUACGAAUACGAUGAUCCAACAUUGGAUAAAGUAGAAAACGCCCCAACAGAUAAAACUCAAGCUACUUCAUACAAAUAUGCAAAAGACGAACCAGGUGAAAUUUCGACAAUUAAAUGGUUAAAACAACUUGUACAUGAGGAUCCUGAGAGUAAUAAAGCUCUAUCAAAUACCGAUGAAGCUACUGGUAAUGAAGAAGAAGUAACAUACAUACUUACAGACAAACCUAUAGAUGAUAAACCUGGUUAUGAAGUUACAGAAAUUGUUGAUGAUAUACCAAACAUUGUAACUUAUAAGCCCAUAGUAACUAAUUUCACUAUUAAAUUACCUUUGAAUAAUGCCACAAGUAUCAACGAAAAUAAGAAGAAUAAAGGUAAUGUCCCAAGAAAGAGUUCAAUAAAUAUAUUUCACGUGAAUGCUGAAUUUGAUGAUGAUAAAGAUAAGAAACCUGUAAUUCAAAACAUAAACAUUCAUAGAAUACCUUUUGGUAUUUUUAAAGUAAAAGAUAAUGUAGAUAAAAUCAAAGAUGAUGUUUUUAAUUAUGUGCAUAGUACCGAAUUUUAUAAUGAACCACACGAAGAACAUUAUUUUCCAAAUAUACUGGCGGCGCCUGGAAACAUUAUACGAAAAUUAAGAGAGAAAGGAUCUGCUUUAUACCAUAAGUUUUUUAGCUAA